Messenger RNA from Trichoplusia ni (cabbage looper), 2937 nucleotides. It is a transcript of the gene Nop60B, whose product is annotated as H/ACA ribonucleoprotein complex subunit 4-like. Gene Ontology annotation, molecular function: RNA binding; pseudouridine synthase activity. The record is from RefSeq and is a predicted model, not a curated record. The transcript is spliced from 2 exons. Gene Ontology annotation, cellular component: box H/ACA snoRNP complex. Lineage: Eukaryota; Metazoa; Arthropoda; Insecta; Lepidoptera; Noctuidae. Bases 236 to 1780 code for a protein of 514 amino acids. Gene Ontology annotation, biological process: rRNA pseudouridine synthesis; box H/ACA sno(s)RNA 3'-end processing; mRNA pseudouridine synthesis.
UCCGUGGGCGACAUCUGGCGUCUGGCGCAAUCCGUUCAUAACCAAAAUGGAAUUUUAACUUCAAGCAAGCUUGAAGCUAACCUAAAACUAAAGUUUGCACGUGUCGGCACUUUGUUUGUGCGUUUUAAAUUAAAUUUACAAACAAUAGAUACAGUUGGCACCCAGGAUUGACCCAAAUAUCUUGUUAAGCAAGUACAGUGUGUAAUUACGAAAGAAACAGGUCGUAAAUAUCAAAAUGACGGAAGUUUUACAACCCGGCGCAGAAGUGUUUUCGGAGAAGAAAAAGAAAAAGGUCAAGGAAAGCAAGGAAGGAGUGUCGCUAGGUCAAUUCCAGAAGCUUGGAGACUUUAAAAUCGAACCUACAGAAAGCGUCACGAAGCUUGAUACAGCGUACUGGCCAUUGUUAUUGAAAAAUUUUGACCGCCUCAACGUGCGCACUAACCACUACACGCCUUUGCCUUUCGGUCAUUCGCCGUUGAAGCGUCCGAUUGCCGAGUAUGUGAAAGCUGGAUUCAUCAACGUCGACAAACCGAGCAACCCGAGUUCACAUGAGGUAGUUUCAUGGAUAAAACGCAUAUUGAAAGUUGAGAAGACGGGCCACUCGGGCACGUUGGAUCCUAAAGUGACAGGUUGUUUAAUCGUGUGCAUUGACCGUGCUACAAGGCUUGUGAAGUCGCAGCAGAACGCUGGUAAGGAGUACGUCGCAGUUUUCAGUCUACAUUCAGCUGUCGAGAAUGUUAAAAAGGUUACUCAAGGCCUGGAGAAGCUGCGUGGUGCUUUAUUCCAGCGUCCGCCGCUUAUUUCAGCCGUCAAGCGUCAAUUGCGUGUGCGAUCUGUUUAUGACAGCAAGUUGCUCGAUUUCGACAAAGACAGGAACAUCGGUGUGUUCUGGGUUAGCUGCGAAGCUGGCUCCUACAUCCGUACCAUGUGCGUGCAUCUCGGUCUCAUGUUGGGCGUUGGAGGACAGAUGAUAGAGCUCCGAAGAGUUCGCUCCGGAAUCCAAGGUGAGAAGGAAGGUAUGGUCACGAUGCAUGAUAUCUUAGAUGCUCAAUGGGCCUACGAGAACCACAAAGAUGAAUCCUACCUCCGUCGUGUCAUCAAACCUUUGGAAGGCUUAUUGGUCGCCCACAAGAGAAUAUUCAUCAAAGACAGUGCUGUUAACGCAGUCUGCUACGGUGCUAAGGUUCUACUGCCUGGUAUCUUGAGGUACGAGGAUGGUAUUGAAAUUGAUCAAGAAAUAGUCAUUGUUACAACAAAGGGAGAAGCUGUAGCGUUAGCUAUAGCUCUAAUGACCACAUCAACGAUGGCCUCCUGCGACCACGGUGUUGCCGCAAAACUAAAGCGAGUUAUCAUGGAAAGAGACACUUAUCCAAGGAAAUGGGGCCUGGGACCUAAGGCUUCGCACAAAAAGUCAUUAAUAUCACAAGGCAAGCUAGAUAAGUUUGGUAAACCGAACGAGAAUACUCCAUCGGAAUGGUUGAACAGUUACGUGGAUUACAAGAAGAAGGAUACGAAUGGUGACGCAGAGGAUGACGUUGGUAGGAAGAGGACAGCUAGUACAGCUAAUGCUGAUGAUCCCGACAACUCUGUAGAAGUGAAAUCAGAGAAGAAGAAGAAGAAAAAGAAGAGGGACAGUGAAGCUGCUGAUGCUGUACCUGAGGACGGUUCUGGCGAUGCUACCAUGGAAGCUGAAACAACAACCGAAGCCGACUCGUCAAUACGCAAAGAAAAGAAAAAGAAAAAAAAGAAGGACAGAGAACAAGAGAGAGUGGACGAAUAAUAAAUGUACAAUAGUCUAGCUUCUAAGUUGAAAAUUUUAAAUAGGCUAAGGAUGAAUUAGAUAGAAAUAAAACAAUUUAUAAUCUGUGCAAAGCAAAUCAACUGUCAAAGUUCGCGCCUUUUCUUUGAUUGGUUUCUGGUUAUCGCUCAUUUCACUUGCUAAUGUUUAAAACUUUUUAUUAAAAAAUAAUAUCAAUAAUAAAGUAAAAGUAUUCCAGUGCGUUUUAUACUGAAACUUUUUUACGUUAUAAGCCAGUUCCUUAGAAUUUACUUGUUACAUGUUAAGCUUAUUUAGUACCUAUGAUUUCAUAGGACUUGUUAGGUUAUUGUGCCGUUACGAUUAAAUGUGGAUAUACUAGCUUACUUUCCUUUGUUACUGACUUAAGUAGAAACCCAUAGUUUUCGCUAGAUUCUAAGUUAAAAUACACAAAAGUUUCUUAUAUUUUUAUAAUAAAAUACGGGUUUGAUUCAGGUCGUGCAUUUAGCUUAAAUUCCCGUGUAUAAAUAAAUACCUAUGUAGAAAUGUAAUGUUUGGCCGUUAGAACUCGUAAGCCUGGUGCUUCUUAAUGUAAUUAUAAAAACUAAUGAGCGCAAGUACAUAGUACAUUGCUUCUUUUACUACAAAUUAACAUACAGACUCCUUGUUAUAACAAUCUUUAGAGUCAAAAUUAACGAAUUAGUACAAAAUUGAUUUGGGCUUAGAAGAAAUUAGAUGUCGUAACUUUUUUUAAAUUAUGUCAAAUAUUAAAACGUUAAAUAUUCUAAAUCGAAACUUGUUGCGUCAUUGCCUUUAUCAAAUUUAUUUAGCCUUGAUAGCAAGGCAGCUUACUAAUGUUUUAGAAUCGUGCCUGAAUUAGGAAAAUUCCGAAAAUUAUUACGGAAACCGCCAAGAGUUUGUAUUGGGAAGAUUAAUUUCUUGGUUAUUUUACUAUUAUAAGUGAAAUCGAACUCUUAAAAAUUGUUAUUCUUAGAGGUUUUUUUUCAAUAAUGAUUAAAGUUGUUUUCGACAUUUUUUUAAAACAUUACGUCUACUAGGCAAAGGUCAUAGCUUAUUGAGUUGUUUUAUUUUAUUUUAAGCGCUUAAUGUUUAUAGUAUAGAUGUUAAGUUAUGUUUUAAGAUAUUGUGUUGAAUUGACAACAUUAAAUCUUUACUCUUUA